UGGUGGGACAGUGGGACAGUUCAGCGUGGGUCAUCUAUAAACAAAUUGCUAAUUUGUAUGAAAUAAAUAAUAAUGAUUUAUUUGUGAUAUUUCUCCAAAAGCCGUACAGAAUGGCUGGUCUCUUAUGUAGAAUAUGCCUGGCACGUGAUACUCGUAUGUGUACAAUGUACAACACGCCACUGGAAGUGCUUUAUCAAAAAAUCACAAAAAUACCUCUUAAAACAAAAGACGGAAGACCGCACGUGGUGUGUUAUGUCUGCUACCAUUUAUUGAGCAAGUGUCACAAAUUCAUUGAAAGUGCCGUUAAAACUGACAAAGUUCUUCAACGACUAUGUAGCAGUGGUAUACAGUUAACCGAGCAGCAUAUUGCAGCGAUAGACAAGGCUUUCUUACUCACACCAUUAACUAAGUCACGCGUUAUAAAUGUAAACGCAAUAAGCGAUUCAGACGGAGUCAGUAUAGAAGUGGCCGAAGUCAAGAGAGAAAUUGAAGAAGAUAAGCCUAUAUAUUAUGAGGUGGAAGUUGUUAAAGAUAAAGCUGAUUCUUUAGGGUUUGACGGUAUAAAUAAUACAGAACAUAGUUCAAAACAGUACGCUUGUACUAUCUGUGGUCAUUGCUUGCUGACCAAAGCUGAAGCUAGGAAGCACUACAAAUGGCAUGGCACCUCCGAAGAACCCUAUCUGGACUGUCUGAAUUAUUUAUUUGGCGCUCCACCAACUGUGGAAGUCACUAUGCAACCUAUCACGGCGCCAACUGACCACAAAGAAGCACUAACGGCACAAACAGGCACCAUACAAACAGCCACUGCACCAACUUACAGCAUACAAGAGUUGACGGCGCCAACUGACCACAAAGAAUCACUAACGGCGCCAACUGACAGCAUACAAGUGGUGACGGCGCCAAUUCAUAGCAGAGAUGUGCUGAAGUCUCCGCAAACUAUCAUAGCGUCCGACACUAGUCCAACGAAGAUUGAAAAUGAUGAAGAGAUGCCUAAGAAAGAAGAUAUGGACGAAAAAUCAAAUUUACCCGAAGAACUAAAAGAUGAAUCGCCAAAAAUUUUCAAAAACGAAAAAGAAUUAAUGAUAGAAAUGAAAAUAGACGUCUAUAAAAAAAUUGUGAAACCAAAGAAUAUAAUAAAGAAAAAAGAAGAAACUGCGAAACCAAAUAAUACAAUAAAGAAUAAAGAAAAAGCAACUAACAGUGAAGUGACUAUAAAAAAGAGAAAACUCACUAAAAACAUGAAACCAAAUAGAAAAAAUGAAACAAAAUUAACCGUUAGUAAUAAUUUAACCGAAAACGAGGUAUAUUGUGAAGUCCCAUUAUUUAAAUCGGAUGACCCGUUAGACACAAAUUAUAAAGAUAAUACACCAAAUACAGAUAAAUUAGACAGUUCAGACACGAAUAUAGAAACGGAAGAUAUAGAACAAAAUGAUGAAAAUGAAACGAAAAAAAUUACAGCAGCAGAAAAAACAUUUCCGUGUGAUACUUGUAAAAAAGUCUUCCCAAGUAAUGCGAGGUUGAAACGCCAUAGACGUGUGCACACGUGCGAGAAACCAUUCUCAUGCGAACAUUGCUCGAAAACAUUCGCAGACAAAUGUAACCUAAGUCGACAUUCCCGAAUCCAUUCCGGAGAAAAGCCAUUCGAGUGCGAUCUCUGCGGAAAAUGUUUCUCGAUUAAAACUCACUUGAGCGUUCACUUACUCACGCACAAUAAUUCUAGUAAAAAACAAACUAAAAGCACUGUGUCGUGCGAUGCUUGUGGAAAAAUAUACACGCACAAAAUGAAUUUAGCACGGCACAUUUCAACAAAGCACGCCAGGACACAUACAGGUGAAAAACCGUUCUCAUGUAACUAUUGCGAUUACAAGACUGCUGUACAAUAUCAUUUAACUACUCAUAUACGGACACAUACAGGUGAAAAACCGUUCUCAUGUACCUUUUGUCAUUACAAGACUGCUAAAAAAGAUAGUUUAAAUACUCAUAUACGGACACAUACAGGUGAAAAACCGUUCUCAUGUAACUAUUGCAAUUACAAGACUGCUGUACAAUCUAAUUUAAUUAGACAUAAUAUACGGACACAUACAGGUAAAAAGCCGUUCUCAUGUAACUAUUGUCAUUACAAGACUGCUGUAAAAUCAGAUUUAAUUAUACAUAUACGGACACAUGGUGAAAAACCGUUCUCAUGUAACUAUUGCAAUUAUAAGGCCACCGUAAAAUCAAUUUUAAUUAAACACGAAAGGACACAUACAGGUGAAAAACCGUUCUCAUGUAACUAUUGCCAUUAUAAGACCACUCAAAAAUCAACUUUAAUUAAACACGAAAAGACACAUACAGGUGAAAAACCGUUCUCAUGUAACUAUUGUCAUUACAAGACUGCAUAUAAAGAUGUUUUAGUCCGUCAUAUACGGAUACAUACAGGUGAAAAACCGUUCUCAUGUUCGUAUUGUUAUUACAAGACCGCAUUAAAACGUAAUUUAACUACUCAUAUACGGACACAUAAAGGUGAAAAACCGUUCUCAUGUGACUAUUGUAAUUACAAGGCUACUACAAAAGCUCAUUUAACUAUUCACAUACGGACACACACAGGUGAAAAACCGUUCUCAUGUAACUAUUGCCAUUAUAAGACCACCCUAAAAUCAAAUUUAAUUAAACACGAAAGGACACAUACAGGUGAAAAACCGUUCUCAUGUAACUAUUGCCAUUAUAAGACCACCCUAAAAUCAAAUUUAAUUAAACACGAAAGGACACAUACAGGUGAAAAACCGUUCUCAUGUAACUAUUGCCAUUAUAAGACCACUCAAAAAUCAACUUUAACUAAACACGAAAGGACACAUACAGGCGAAAAACCGAUUUGAGGUAAUAAUAAUAAUAAUUAUUAUUUUUAAGAUUUUUGUUUUUAUAAUGUAUUUUUAUUUUUUGAUAAUAAUUACAUUGUAAAAAGAAAAAAUUAAAAAUAAGAAAGUAAGAUGAAUAAAGGAAUAAUAAUAAUAAUAAUGUCUUUAUUGUGAAUCACAGGUUAUACAGGGUGACAGGUAAAGCGAUACAUUCCUUGAAAGGGGUUAAAGUAGAGCUUAUUUGCAGUCAUUUAAGUCAUAUGACACCAUGUCCGAAACUUGUUCAUUUCCAAGUUAUUCAAGAUUUAGUAUUUUUUUAAAAAUCUCCAGUUUUUAUGUUAAAAUGUACCCUUGUAAUGAAGAAUACGGAAUAAUGUUAACUUUUUUGUUGUAUUCGUAUAGCUAAAUAAUAGAAUUGACAUUUUAAAUUAAAAUUUGCAAGAAAGAAUCGUCAUUACUCAAGUAAAAGCUUAAAAACCAUGUAUUAUUUUGCAAAAAAAAUAUGUUUUAGGUAAUUAAACGAAGAAUUUCCAAGAAAAAAUGUAUGGAAUGUUGUGUACAAAUUACAGAAUUUAGUUCCUUGAUUCAUUAGCUAUUCAAAAAGGUACAGGUGUUUAACAAACACUACAUAAUUAUUUUUUUAUUUGAAUUUAAACGUCUUUCAUAAAAAAAUUAAUAAAUAAAAAAGUCACACUAACAACUAUUCUUGGGUCUCAAUAAAUGAAA
Molecule: messenger RNA, 3560 nt
Organism: Ostrinia nubilalis (European corn borer)
Lineage: Eukaryota; Metazoa; Arthropoda; Insecta; Lepidoptera; Crambidae
Product: oocyte zinc finger protein XlCOF6-like
Exons: 6
Coding region: 111-2855 (914 amino acids)
Biological process (GO): regulation of transcription by RNA polymerase II
Cellular component (GO): nucleus; nucleoplasm
Molecular function (GO): RNA polymerase II cis-regulatory region sequence-specific DNA binding; zinc ion binding; DNA-binding transcription repressor activity, RNA polymerase II-specific
Source: RefSeq, a predicted model, not a curated record